Lentinula edodes (shiitake mushroom) is the source of this 868-nucleotide messenger RNA. RefSeq lists its product as uncharacterized. The coding region runs from base 136 to 759 and encodes 207 amino acids. The record is from RefSeq and is a predicted model, not a curated record. NCBI's taxonomy places the organism in Eukaryota, Fungi, Basidiomycota, Agaricomycetes, Agaricales, Omphalotaceae. The transcript has 2 exons.
UAUCCCGACGGAGUGAUGCGCUGCUCAAACAUGAUGAAAAACCUAUAAAGAUACAGAAGCGAGGGUUCCUUCUUAUUCCUCUUUGAAACCCGCAAUAAUUUCGUCGUGUUUCCGGCUGGCCCGGUGACAGUACACAUGCGCACUCACAGAACUCUCGUUCCUUUCGUCACUAUUGCCCUCACACUCGCUGCAAACGCAGUUCCAACUUCGUAUUAUCACGACAGUGGGAACAGUGCCGGUGCUUACUCUACGUCUGUUAUUGGAGUAGCCAGUCCUACUCUGUCUGCGCGCGGCUCUGGCAAACCUCUUUCGCCUAUUCCUGAACAGGAUGAAAGGCCAGCGCCUAAACCCAAAGCUUCGGCGGCUGUUGUCAUAAAUUCCAAGUUUACUAAAUCUCCUGGUCCUCCACCUGAUCAUCCAGCGCCGAACCUUACUGAUUUACGAAAACUGGGAGAUCCACCUCAUGGUCGACCUCUUCCGCCAAUUCCUAAACCAAAAGAACAUUCCCAACCACCAGCUCCUCCUGCUGUCCCGGCACGCAAUCCUAAUCGUCCUACUACUCCUAAAUCCCAUGAGCGGGUGCCCUCCAACGAUUCCACUGUACCUAAUUUUUCUCGUCCUUUGACUCACAGUCCAAGUACCUCUUUCAAUGGACUCACACCGGACAAAAAGAAAGAACCAGAUGCAAAAACGAAUGAGACUGCCGUUGUGAAAAGUAAUGGAAGUACUACCAAGACGCUUGAUUCUGUAUUCUGUUGACGAUGGGCUACGGCUGAAUGUAUCAUUGUAUGUACUCUUACUUGGUAUCACCACACGAUCUCCAUUCUUCUACUUGUUUUUGAUUGUGGAAACAGAAAGUAUGAUCGAG